Uloborus diversus is the source of this 4926-nucleotide messenger RNA. RefSeq names its product merlin-like. Gene Ontology annotation, cellular component: adherens junction; plasma membrane; apical part of cell. Lineage: Eukaryota; Metazoa; Arthropoda; Arachnida; Araneae; Uloboridae. The transcript has a single exon. Bases 1 to 1794 code for a protein of 597 amino acids. Gene Ontology annotation, biological process: regulation of organelle assembly; positive regulation of protein localization to early endosome; positive regulation of early endosome to late endosome transport. The record is from RefSeq and is a predicted model, not a curated record. Gene Ontology annotation, molecular function: actin binding; cell adhesion molecule binding.
AUGCCGUUCAAAAAAAGUAAGAAACCUUCUGGGAAAGUGUUCCCCGUCCGUGUCACGACUAUGGAUGCCGAAUUGGAGUUUGAUCUCGAUUUAAAAGCCAGCGGAAGAGAUCUUUUCGAUUUAGUUAGUCGGACUAUUGGUCUUCGUGAGGUUUGGUAUUUUGGACUACAGUACGUCGACUCGGAGGGCUUCGUAGCAUGGUUGAAGUUGGAUAGAAAAGUUCGUGAUCAGGAUAUUCUUAAAAAAAUGCCAGUUCCUUUCUUAUUUCUAGCAAAAUUCUAUCCCGAAGACAUGGCUGAAGAGUUAGUUCAAGAAAUAACACAACAUCUUUUUUUCCUGCAAGUUAAGCAAGCUGUACUUAACAUGGACAUUUACUGCCCUCCCGAAGCCUCUGUCUUGUUAGCUUCUUAUGCUGUACAGGCUAAGUACGGAGAUUAUGAUGAAGCUACUUACAAACCUGGCAUGUUAGCCAAUGAAGAUCUUUUACCUCAAAGAGUUGUUGACCAAUAUCAAAUGACACUAGAAAUGUGGGAAGAGAGAAUCAAAAUUUGGUAUGCAGAUCAUCGAGGCAUGACACGUGAUGAAGCAGAAAUGGAAUAUUUGAAAAUAGCCCAAGACUUGGACAUGUAUGGUGUGAACUAUUUUUCAAUCUGUAACAAGAAAGAGAGCGAGUUAUGGCUUGGGGUCACUGCUCUUGGUCUCAACAUUUAUGAGAGGAGUAAUAAGCUAUCCCCAAAGAUAACCUUUCCCUGGAGUGAAAUUAGGAAUAUAUCUUUUGAUAAUAAAAAAUUUACUAUAAAACUUGUAGAUAGAAGUACUCCGUCCUUUCAGUUUUACUCUUCAAAAAUUCGAAUGAACAAAUUAAUAUUGGAUCUGUGUAUUGGAAAUCAUGAUCUCUUUAUGCGACGUCGUAAACCAGACUCUAUGGAAAUUCAACAAAUGAAAGCACAAGCAAAAGAUGAAAAAGUGCGCCGACAAAUUGAACGCAAUAAGCUUGCAAGAGAAAAGCAGUUGAGAGAAGAAAUUGAAAGAGAGAAAGCAGAACUUCAGCAACGAAUGGCACAGUACCAAGAAGAAGCUAGAGUUGCUUUAGAAGCUUUACGUCGGUCCGAAGAAACGGCUGAACUUUUAGCAGAAAAAGCUAGGAUAGCUGAAGAAGAAGCGAUGCUGCUUACACAAAAAGCGUCAGAUGCUGAAGCUGAGAUUCAAAGAGUCAGAAUUAGUGCCAUAAAAACUGAGGAAGAAAAGAAAUUAAUGGAGAGAAAAGCUUAUGAGGCUGAACUGCUUGCAAACAGGAUGAUACAGGAAUCUGAGCGUAGAGCGAAGGAAGCGGAAAGAUUAAAAGAAGAACUUUUAAGAGCUCAAAUGUCGGAAAAAGAUGCUAAAGAAAAGCUACACGAAAUAUUUAAGAACAAUUAUUCUAAACCGUACUUAACAAAUAUGUCUAUAGAUGUUUUAAAUGUUGUGCCAAGGCAGUAUACUGAACAAGAUUCAGAACAUUUUAAUUCACGUAGUUCUGUAACAUAUGAUCUAAUUGCAGAUCAAGAAAUGGAAAAGUUGACUCUUGAAAUGGAGAAAGAAAGAGUGGAAUAUUUAGAAAAAAGCAAACAUUUGCACGAACAAUUAUUAGAAUUAAAAACAGAAAUUGAAGUUUUAAAAGUUGAAGAUAAUGUAACAUCUCUCGAUCAAAUAUAUGAAGAUAAUGCUGGUCGAGGUGAAAACAAAUACUCCACUCUCAGACGAACAAAAUCAGGUUCCACAAAAACUCGCGUAGCUUUUUUCGAAGAAUUAUAGAAAAAUUAUGUGAAUCUGAAUUGAUUUUUUUUUAAAAAAAAAAACAUUGUUAUUUAAAUUCAGAGUGUGUUUUAGUGAGUUGGGCUAAAAAGCUAUUCUAAUCAUUCAUACUCUGAAUUUAAUGACAUAUUUUAAAUCAUAUUUUUAAAAAUGAUUUUUGAAAACAAGGUGGACUAAAAUAACUUGAAUCUCACAGUGUUUAUGUUAAAGAUUGAGUGUCCUUGUGGUGCCUGACUUUGAAAAUGCCAAAAAUUUUGUACAGAAAGAUAAACUUUCCUAUAUUAUUAUUAUCUUUCCUUGUGUAAAUAUAUUUAUUACUUUUAUUCUUACAAAUAAUCUAUCUGGAGAAAAUUUAUUACAGAAGCUUAAUAUAUAUUUAUAAUGUAUGAAGAUAUUUAUUAAAUUAGUAGUAAGGUAUAUCUUGUUGAAUUCAAUAAUACAUUGUUUGUUUAGGGAAGAGUAGAAUGUCUUGAUUUUUUUUUUCUUCCAGGAAAUGUAAGGUAAAUAUCUAUCUAUGCUUAAAGAAAUCUUAAUCUGAUACAGUUGGCUCUCUGCUUUAUGCUGCUUUACUUAAUAGGUCUAGUAGAAAUUUUUGUUUAUAGACAAUAUUUUGCAGUCCCAAACUCUCUACCACUGGAAAUUACUGUAGGGUUGCUACAGGCUACUUUAAUGCAAUAUUUUUUCCCUUUAAACGACUGUUUCAACUUUUUUAAGCAAAAAAAUGCUGAAAAACAACCUUUUUUCUACAGAGCUACUUUUUUGGAGCCCCUCACCCCACAUCACCUCAAAAGAACAAAAAAAUAAAUGUUCUUUUAAAAAUACUCAAGGUUCUUCUCACCCUAUUUGUUUUUUUAUUUGUUAUUUUGAAACAUAUUGUUGAUAAUUGAUAUUUAUGGAACUGCUCAAAAAGCACUUUUGUCCGCUUCAUGCUCCAAAAAGGCAACUUUUGUGCUUUAAAAUGCUCCAAAGGUAUUGGGAUCACGGCACUUUGCACUCACAGUCAAUAACACCUUUUCUGAGAAAUAUAGCAUCAAACAAGGGUGUAAAAUUGUAAUACAUAGAGUGUUUAUUCAUAUUACAUGAGCUUUUAUAUCUUAGCAUAACAUUUGCAUUUAUUUUUCAAUAGCAAUGAAAAAUAUAAAUAUUUUGUCUUUACUUCGACAACCUCUCAUUAAUCUGAAAGGGCGAUAAAUUCCAAUCUCAUCUUGUGCACAGCACAGUCCCAAAUAAUUUCAGUUUUAGUUGCAAAUGUUUAAAAUUUUUUGUGCUGGAAUUAUUGUUUAAUGGAGAUUAUUUACCUAAACACAAGUUAGCUGGAUCUAAAGUCCGUAUUGAGUUAAAAUUCAUAUUUUUCUUUUUUGCUUCAAACUUUCAAUAUCUUAACUCUACACCUUUUGAAAAUCAUUUUUGCAACUGGAAGUAUGGGUUUAGUUCUAACGGUUGCAAAGAUGCAGGUUAAACGGGGACAUGCUGUAUAAGUAGCAGCUGUUAGAGAAAGAAGACGAACAUACCACCUUGAUGCCUUCAAAUUAUUUUUAUAUUUCUAAUCAAAAUCUAAGGUAAUCAGACCAAUAAAUGAAUACUUAAACACAUCAUUUCCAGAAAUUCAUAAUAUUGUUAUGAAACUAGUAUUUGGUGCUUGACAUAAAAAAUAUUUUUAUUUAUAUGUUAUUAAUUUAAAAAGCUGGGAGAACUUUUACGUUCGCCAUUAGGUUUUUGAGGAUUUAACUGAAAGUAGUGCUGAAAGCAACCCAUUAAAUGAACAUAUCUAACCAGUUGUUCUGGAAAAGUAUUUCAAUUUAAUUUUCCUAAAGCAUAUAUGUAAUUAUAAAAUUAUUUUUAGUUGAUUUUUUUAAAGGUCAGUGUUUAAAAAGGUAUUCUACUCUUCCCUUAUAAAUAUAUACUUGUUUUCCUAAAGCUAAGCACAUAUUGAUAGAUACACUCUAUCUAGGACAGAUAUACAGGUUCAUGGGCCCAUUUCAAAUGCAUUUUUAGUGACACCUUAAAGAUAAAUAGAGCUUCAAAAACUUUUUAUGUGCCUUUUUGGAUCCCCUUCAUAGCCCCAAUAUCCUGGAUGCCCCUUGCAAUUUUUACAUUGUAAAUCUGCUGCUGACUCUACUUCUGCAGCUAGUUCAAGCUCUCUGAAUUAGAUUGGCUUCUUGAAAUUAACAUUUUACUUCCUAUUCUUAACUUUUGCCAGUGAAUAUAUUGUUAAUUCAAAACCAUCUUCAAAGUCAGAGUAUAUUUAUAUUAUAUUUGAAAAGUGCUUUAAAUUUCUUGUGAAGCUUGAAUGACGGUGCUCUUUGUAAAACUUUUACUAAAAAGUUCAAUCUUGAAAUAUAUGCAAAUACUUUUUUCUGUAUCAAUUAAAUUUUUAAGAAAUUCUGCAUUUUUUAAAACUAAUUUAUGUAUAUUCUGCUCCAUUUUUCAUUCAAAGGAUGAAACAACAAACACUUCAAAGAAUUGCUUCAUCGUUCUACAAUACAGUUGAACUCACUUAUAACGACAGUGAAGGAACCACGAUUUUUGCUAGUUAUAAAUAAGCUUGCCAUAUAUCUGAGAUGUUCAACCGGGACACGGGAAUGUCCUCCCCCCCCCAUCAAUGUCACUAGUAUCCUAAAGGGUACACACCUGUGGAUAAAUUUUGGGAGUGUACGGCAGUUUAUUCCUAUGAAUUUUAUGUUUACUAAUUAUGAACCUAAAACAGUAGUAAUAAAACAUGACAUAAGCAGAUAAAAUUCGAACAUUUCACUUCUUAGAUGUAGAUAUUUACAAUUUAUUUUAGUACGAAAAAAUACUUUGAAUUAGGAAUAAAAACUGAAUACUAUUUAGUUAUUCUUUUCAUUUUAUAGUACUUUUUCAGACAGUUUCUUUUGGUUUUGGUCUUGUAAAAAUCCUCACAAGCUAAUCCAGUAUUAAUUUUAGUACCCAAUUUUACAAAUGAUAUAGUAAUUACCCUAAAUUAUCCUUCACAGUUAAUUAUUUUUAAGGUUUUUUGUCACUUGUAAUGAAAUUUAUCUUUUUCCGGGAUAUGAAGUAAAACGGCCAGGACACCGGGAUUUUUUCUGAAAACCAGGACUGUCCUAGUCAAACCAGGAUGUCUGGCAAGCCUAGUUAUAAACAAGUGCUUGU